CAUGUGCUGUUCGCGUACUCGCUAACUACGUGGUUGCCGGAGCUUCUCGAGGUCGGGUUCGCCGGAAUCGAAGACGCCGGCGGUGCUCGGCUCGGUCUUCGUCGGGGUGGUCGCUCCCGGGCUUUCCAAGCUCGAUGGAGGCAUAUAGGAGGUGCGAAUCGGCUCUAUGAUUUUCCUAUGGUGGUUGGCUUGCAGCGGCGUUGCUUCCUCCGUCGGCAAUUGCUCGCCGGAGUGGCGCCAACAGCCGAGAUCGAUGCCGUGGGACUGAUGAGAAGUGCCAGGCAAUUCACUUAUCCACAUUAAUCGAUAUCCACUAUGUUGACAUGGACACGCUGGUGGAACAGGCCACUUCAAAGUGCUGAUGCAUGAGUUCCGAUACGUCUCCACGGCUUUCCUGGAACUGGAUCAGGGAUAUCAAAAGCCAAUUGAAGAAAUCACUAGGCUAAUGGGAGCAGGAAUGGCAAAAUUUAUAUGCCAGGAGGUUGAAACUAUUGAUGACUAUGAUGAGUAUUGCCACUAUGUAUCAGGGCUAGUAGGCUAUGGACUUUCUAGGCUCUUUCAUGCUGCUGGGACAGAAGAUCUGGCUUCAGACCAGCUUUCAAAUUCAAUGGGUUUGUUCCUGCAGAAAAACAGUAUAAUAAGGGAUUAUUUGGAGGACAUAAAUGAGAUACCAAAGUGCCGUAUGUUCUGGCCUCGAGAAAUAUGGAGUAAAUAUGUUGAUAAGCUUGAGGGCCUCAAGUAUGAUGAAAAUUCAGAAAAAGCAGUGCAAUGCUUGAAUGAUAUGGUGACUAAUGCUUUGAUCCACGCUGAAGAUUGCCUUCAAUACAUGUCAUCGUUGAAAGAUAAUACCAAUUUUCGCCUUUGUGCAAUACCUCAGGUAACGGCAAUUGGGACAUUUGCUAUUUUCUACAAUAAUGUGAAUAUCUUUAGAGGAGCUGUUAAGAUGAGGCGUGGGCUGAUUGCACGAAUAAUUGAUGAGACAAGAUCAAUGACAGAUGUAUAUUCUGCUUUCUAUGAGUUCUCUUCAUUGCUAGAAUCGAAGAUUAAUGAUAACGACCCAACUGCUGCGCUGACACGGAAGCGUGUCGAUGCAAUAAAGAAAACCUGCAAGUCAUCCGGCUUGCUAAAGAGAAGGGGAUAUGACCUGGAAAAGUCGAAGUAUAGUUCUAUGCUGAUCAUGCUUGCACUUCUUCUGGUGGCUAUUAUCUUUGGUGUACUAACGCCAAGUGAUUUGGUCAACAUGGUCCUUGUAUAUUCUAAGUGACAUGACCUAUCCUUGUAAGGC
Lolium rigidum is the source of this 1285-nucleotide messenger RNA. Its product is annotated as squalene synthase 1-like. The record is from RefSeq and is a predicted model, not a curated record. The coding region runs from base 362 to 1264 and encodes 300 amino acids. Gene Ontology annotation, biological process: lipid biosynthetic process; farnesyl diphosphate metabolic process. The transcript is spliced from 11 exons. Gene Ontology annotation, molecular function: squalene synthase [NAD(P)H] activity. NCBI's taxonomy places the organism in Eukaryota, Viridiplantae, Streptophyta, Magnoliopsida, Poales, Poaceae. Gene Ontology annotation, cellular component: endoplasmic reticulum membrane.